Durusdinium trenchii is the source of this 2406-nucleotide messenger RNA. The record is from the annotation of a GenBank genome assembly. NCBI's taxonomy places the organism in Eukaryota, Dinophyceae, Suessiales, Symbiodiniaceae.
ACUUCCCGGGCUUCUGCAAAGUGGGCACCGGCUACAACAAGCAGAUAGACCUUGAUGCCACGGGGUUCAUAGCCGUGACGGACUCUGUUUAUUUGCUGAAGAACCUCGAAUUUGAUGCGAUUCUCGUUGAUGAAGCCCAUCAUCCUUUGCCGACUGGCAUGCCCAAGUGCAAAGAGUUAUAUCAGCUCUCCGCAACUCACAAAGAUGAGCCGGACUUUCGCUACAGCAUGGGGCAGGCGAUCGAAGACGGAAUCCUUUCUCAUUACGACAUCACUGUGCCAGUGAUAAGCAAGCAUCAUGCGUAUGUGUGCCUUGCAGGCUUGCUUCUGAAGCAACCUGGACGGUUUCGCAGGGUGUUGGCCUAUUGCAACACGGUUGCCGAAGCAAAGCGCUUUCAAAUGGUUUUGGAAGAGCUGGGGUUGGCUGCUUGGCACAUCAAUGCAAGAACGAAGCCGACAAUACGGCAAGCCGUCAUGGCAGAAUUCGCUGGUGAGUUGCAGAAACCAGUGCAUGUGCUGGUGACGGUGGAGGCCAUCGGGCGAGUUUUACGCUGGAAUCCAGCCAAAACCAUUGCGCACAUCGUUCUACCUGCCGUGGUGCUACCAAAUGUGAAAUCAGCUGAAGGCUCAUCAGAGCAGGGGAGAGCUGGACAUGACGCUGCUAGUGAGCAGGCUCAUGUGUUUUUGUCAAGUGUGCCUGCACAUCGUUCCGGUAUGAAGAGCCUCGGCGGCUACGCAUCUUCAACUUCCUCUCCCCAUGAGAAUGGAGCGCAAACGACGAAUACGUUCAAGAGCACCGCUGAUUUUUUGGACAGCUUGAGUCGCCAAGUGGUGGAGCAAGAAGCAGCAUCUGGUCUUUCGCCAUCUCAAGCACGGCACGGCAACCGCAACGUGCCGGAAAAGUCUUUUUGGAGGAGCCCUGUUCAUAAUCCACAGCAAAGAGCAGUUCCCUCAAGGCGUGAGGAGAAGCAAGGAGAAUUGCCUGGAAAUUGGAACUCGGUCACUUCUGUGGACAGCCUGCAGCUGAAUAGCAGGGGCAAACCUGCUACAGUGAGGUGCGCUGCAAGUGGUCAAGCUCAGCUUCCAGAUAGUUUGUCACAAGCAGGCACAGGCAGCAGCAACAUAAUUAUAAGCCGAAGUGGUGCUUGCGCCAGCCAGAAUGCUGACACAGUGGGCCCUGAGACUGAGGCUGCGCGGCCAGGGGGCAGCCGCAGCCGAUACCGUGAAGCAGACCCUCUUGAUGGCAUCCGGCGCAACGGUCGUACCAAAACCACUAGGCCAGAGGUUAGUGAGCUGCCUACUUUAGCUAGCACAGAGAGGGGCAGUCCAGAUGAAGAAGCUCGUCACAGCGAUGCCUUUGCAAAUCGGUCCCCCUCACCCACAGGCAACACCAAACAGGAUACUCAGCAGACUCCUCCUAGCCUGGCAACUGAAGCACAGCCGCAUCGGAUGAUGCGAGUAGCAUUCAGAAGAGAGAAGCAAACACGGUUGCCGUUUGGGAGCAGUGAUGGGGUUGAAGCUUUUGACAAGAAGUACAAGAAUCAGCUGGAGCGCGUUUUGGGAGCCUUGGUGCAAGCAGAUCACAGGUGGAUUGGGGCUGAUGCCGCUGCCGGACAUAGAAUCCAAAUUGUCGAUUGGAGCUUGGGCCUGGAAGGAGAACUUGGGGUGGACGGAUUCAUGAAAGAGGUGUAUGGCCGACUCGACGCUGUUUUGUCUGAAAGGGACGCAUGGGAGACUCGCUUCAGAGAAUUGGAAGCCUUUGCCGAGGAGAACGGGAGGCUUCCUCGACAGGGGACAGCUGAUUGCGAUCGUGCUGAGGCAGUGCUGCGCAACUGGUUGAUUACCCAAACCAGGCGCGUCAGGUUGCAGCAAAUGCCAGCCCACCAACUUCAAAGACUGCUGAAUGCAAGAUCCGAUCAUAUCCGCAGGCGUGCUGAAGGCUGGAUGGCCGGUGGCCUUGUUGGCCGCUUCAAGCAGAACUGCCGGGAGCUGAAGGAGUACAUAGAGAUGAAUGGCAAACUUCCAACCGAAACGCGAACCAAGCGCAAGUCUUCCAGCCACCGGCUGGCGAGGUGGCUCGCGGGACUUCGAGACGAGGGAUUGUAUGACAAGCCUGAGAGGAGGAAGAUGCUGGAGGAAGUGGACCCUUUGGUGAAAGAGCGCCUCCAGAACUGGGACGACAGCCCGUUCGAAAUCAACAGGGUAAAGUGGGAAAAGCAGUUCGAGAAAGUCCUCCACAUCGUGGAGAAGCAUCGGCGGCUCCCGGAACGAACGUUGGAAAAAGCAGAGUACGAGUGGCUCUCGAGGCAACUCCGACGGCUCGACAGCAGUCUGCCGCCUGAGCUGGCAAAGCGGCUUCGUGGCUCCCAUCCACUCAUCGCAGCAGAAGCUGCCAGGACCUCAGGAG